UUUUCCGGCGGAAGUCCAUGCCGACAUGAUUCAGGAAAAUUGAAAGCAUUUUCGUUAAUAGGUGUUUGAGAAAUAUAAGCUUAUCUUAAUCAUCUUUAGUCAAAUCAAGACAGACAGAAUGCCUGUUACGGAACCAAGCAAACAAAUAAGUAAAGUGGUCGUUCAUCCACUUGUCCUAUUGAGCGUCGUGGACCAUUUUAAUCGUAUGGGCAAAGUCGGCAACGUCAAACGCGUUGUCGGUGUCUUGCUUGGAGCCAACAGACAAGGAAUUCUUGACAUAUCAAACAGCUUUGCAGUUCCAUUUGAUGAAGAUGACAAGGACAGGAAUGUGUGGUUCCUUGACCAUGACUACUUGGAGAAUAUGUAUGGAAUGUUCAAGAAAGUCAAUGCCCGUGAGAAGAUUGUGGGAUGGUAUCAUACUGGCCCCAAACUUCACCCCAAUGAUGUGGCAAUCAAUGAACUUGUGAGAAGAUACAACCCCAACUCAGUGUUGGUGGUAAUUGAUGCAAAGCCAAAGGACUUGGGACUGCCUACUGAAGCUUAUGUGUCAGUGGAAGAAGUGCAUGAUGAUGGAACCCCCACCUCAAAAACAUUCGAUCAUGUACCCAGUGAAAUUGGUGCAGAAGAGGCAGAGGAAGUGGGAGUUGAACAUUUGCUCAGGGACAUUAAGGACACAACUGUGGGCACACUGUCUCAAAGGAUCACCAGUCAGUUGAUGGGACUGAAGGGCCUCCAUUCACACAUCAAUGAUAUAAGCUCAUAUCUGGAAAAGGUGACAUCUGGGCAACUCCCCAUUAACCAUCAAAUCAUUUACCAGCUUCAAGAUAUCUUCAACCUUCUUCCUGAUGUGAACCUGCAAGAAUUUGUCAAAUCCAUGUAUGUUAAGACCAAUGAUCAGAUGUUGGUUGUCUACUUGGCAUCUUUGAUACGUUCCAUUAUUGCACUCCACAAUCUCAUCAAUAACAAGAUCCAGAACCGUGAUGCAGAGAAGAAUGAAGGAAAGGACCCCAAGGAGAAGAAAGAGAAGAAGGAGGAUAAAGAUAAGGAAGAUAAAGAUAAGACGAAAGAUGCUGACAAAAAAGACUCAAGUGCAAAGGGCACUAAAAAGUGAUAGAUAUUAGUUGUAGGUGUACUUUUUUCCAAGGUUUCAUGUCAUUGAAAAGGGUUUGCAAGAUGGAACAACUGUACCAAAGUGCUGCAUCUAUAUUUCAGUGCUGCUGUUCUUGAGGUGGUGAGCAGUUGCUGCUUUUGUAAAUGAAUGGAAAAACAGAUUGCUGAUGUUAAAUGCAUAUUCCAAAACAUAUGAUGUUGAGAUGGUUGUACAAAACAUGCUUUGUGAAUAUAUCACCAACCAUUAACAAAUUAUCUCAGUUUCUAGCAACUGUCUACAAUGAUAACUAUUUUCCAUCUUGUUUGGUUGCAAAUUAACAACCAAAUUUACUUUGAAAGUCAAGACAAGUGACAUUAAACAAGUUUUGUUACAAAAGUGUCUUUUUUUCAUAUUGUAUGACAGAUUGAAACUGUUUUAAAGUUUGGAGGUGAUGUUGGUUUGUUGUUUGAACUCCUUACUUUGAUGCGGUUUGUAUAAUGAAGUCUUCACAUGACAAUUAGUUGAAUGCCAUCAGGAGCAGUACAUUCAGGAUAUAAUGGCAUGCAAUCACCCAAGGCACCAAUAUGUUUAGUUGCCCCUUACCAGCAACAGUUGCUAGGGACGAUAUACUUAAAUUUAAUCCCCAUGGGUUUGGAACUAAAGAGAUCACAUAAGUAUGCUAUCUUUGGCAAUAGAUGGGUGUUGCCUGUAACUAAAUGUCCCAGCUUGCAUUUCUGAAAAAGAAUCAUAGAAACAGAAAAAUAGAAAGUGAUGAAAUGGCUUGAUAUCAACAUGAUCCCAUCUAAUGUCUGCUGAUAAUGAUGUUCUGUGGUGCAGUCGUGAAUACAUGCAAAAUUGCUGAUGCGGCGUUACGCAAUGCUCACUCAACCCAUAGUGGAGCUAUGGAACCAUGUAUUUUAUUUAUGAUCCAACUUUGAAAAACAACAUUGGUUGAACUAGCCUAUAAAUGUCAGGUACCACAGUAAUAGUUACUGUUUUAUUUGUUAUUUAAUGCCAAACUCUUUAAUGUUUCCACAAGACCGUCAGUCAAUAAGAAAGAAAGUAUAUGAAGCAUGAUUGAUGUUGAUUAAAAGUUCAACAGAGA
Molecule: messenger RNA, 2195 nt
Organism: Haliotis rubra (blacklip abalone)
Lineage: Eukaryota; Metazoa; Mollusca; Gastropoda; Lepetellida; Haliotidae
Product: 26S proteasome non-ATPase regulatory subunit 7-like
Exons: 6
Coding region: 119-1111 (330 amino acids)
Biological process (GO): proteasome-mediated ubiquitin-dependent protein catabolic process
Cellular component (GO): proteasome regulatory particle; proteasome complex
Molecular function (GO): protein binding; metallopeptidase activity
Source: RefSeq, a predicted model, not a curated record